Molecule: messenger RNA, 903 nt
Organism: Echinostoma caproni
Lineage: Eukaryota; Metazoa; Platyhelminthes; Trematoda; Plagiorchiida; Echinostomatidae
Source: the annotation of a GenBank genome assembly
AUGUUAGUAGACUUCAUUUUGAUCAAAUUAAGCUACGCCUAUGAAGAAGUAAUAGACACCGUGGUCUAUGAAAUGAACGCCAAGAUUUCAUCGGAAAACUGGGUCAAAGCGGCAUCCACGGAUCCACAGCCAUACGCCUCAUUCAAUGCCGUAUGCAACCAUUUGCUCAUAGCCAGUAAAGGUAAUCCUGACCUGGCAGAAACCAUUCUCGGAUGUAAGACCAAAGUGCUUGAUAAUGGAAACACGAAAUUGAAGGUUUACUUCGACGCCGCAUCCGUAGAGGCACAGACGGAAUGUCAAAAGGAAGAACUAAAUUCUAUAUUGGAUGAGUGGAAAAAAAUGGUUGGCGUUCAUUUUAAAGUCAACUCUGCUCAGUUGGAUCUGAAACGUAAGACCUUCUCCAGUGCUGGUGAAUAUGGCGGUGUUGAUGUUUGUGGUGGUAGUGUUGUUGUUGGUUAUUUUGGCGGUGAUGGUGGUGGUGGUGAUGUUGGUCGUGAAGGUGGUGUUCGUGGUAGUGGUGAUUGUGGUGAUGCUCUUCCCGAGAAGUUCAAAGUGAAAGUAUCUGACAGAAAUCAGGAUCAAAACGAAUCUAAAACGACGACGGAAACCUCGACCGCAACAAGAACAGCAACAGAAACAAAAACAAAGAACACUGGGAGUGAUACCAUAUCCUCCGAUACUGCAACCCUCCGCAUGACCACAGCACCGGCAUCGUCAUCAUCAUCAUCGACAAAAACAACAAUCACAACCGCGAAGGAAUCAUUCACAUCAGAACCGAUAAUCAACGCUAGUAGUGCUGAUGAUGCCGGAGAACCUAGUGUUGAUCUUAAAUCUUCCUCCGAUCAAAACAUCAAACUAAAUCCGGAAACCACAAACAAUCAAGAAAAGAAUGAAGGUGAGUGA